CGACCUAAGUGAUUGCGUCAUCUCUAUGCGACGACUACUCUCGCAAGUAGGAGUGUAGGAGGAGGAAAGAUGGCGCCAUCCCCAACAAAGAGGAAGGAGGAUGACAAGAGUAAGCAGCGAGGUAAGGAGAAGUCAGGAGCCACGAAAGAGGGAGCUGACAAAGACCGGGGCCGAGAGAAGAACCGCACACGGCGCAGCGCUUCCAGUGGGAGCAGCAGCUCCAGCUCCAGCAGCAGCUCAGGCUCCAGCUCAGGCUCCUCAAGUGGCUCCAGCUCCUCUGCCUCCAGCCACUCAGGCUCAUCCAGCUCCCGCUCCUCUUCCUCCUCCUCCUCGUCCUCACCGAGCCCCAGCCGCCAGCGCCACAACAACAGACGACGAUCACGCUCCAAGUCAAAGUCGGCAAAGAAGGAUGAAAGGGACCGGCGACGUCGAAGCCCCACACCCAAACCCACGAAGGUCUACCUGGGCCGGCUGACCAGAAAUGUUAUCAAGGAACACAUCCAGGAGAUCUUCUCUACUUACGGCAAGAUUAAGAUGAUUGACAUGCCCAUGCAUCGCGUCCACCCUCACCUGUCCAAAGGCUACGCCUACGUAGAGUUUGAGACACCUGAGGAGGCGGAGAAGGCCCUGAAGCACAUGGACGGAGGUCAGAUUGAUGGUCAGGAGAUCACAGUCACAGCUGUGCUGACUCCUACAGUGCGCCCUCCCCCUCGCAGGCUGUCGCCUCCACGCAGGAUGCUUCCACCACCAAUGUGGCGACGCACUCCACCUCGAAUGAGGAGAAGGUCUCGGUCUCCACGGCGACGCUCCCCAGUGCGUCGCAGGUCACGAUCACCUGGCCGCCGUCGUCACCGGUCACGCUCUAGUUCCAACUCUUCCCGCUAGUGAAACAGAAACCCCUCCUCCGCUGUCCUGGACAUUACGGUCAAUCAUACGCCACUGAGUGAUGAGAACAUGGACGCCAAUAUCAUGACUGUAUUCCAGAGUAAAUUUUAUUUUAGCCUGUGUUUGAAAAUCAGCCUAAAAAUACGUGGUCUGAAACGCACACAGUGUGUUAUCAUCAGAUACUAUCACCUAC
Messenger RNA from Epinephelus fuscoguttatus (brown-marbled grouper), 1078 nucleotides. Its product is annotated as RNA-binding protein with serine-rich domain 1-like. Bases 70 to 885 code for a protein of 271 amino acids. The transcript is spliced from 7 exons. Gene Ontology annotation, biological process: mRNA splicing, via spliceosome. The record is from RefSeq and is a predicted model, not a curated record. Gene Ontology annotation, molecular function: RNA binding. NCBI's taxonomy places the organism in Eukaryota, Metazoa, Chordata, Actinopteri, Perciformes, Serranidae. Gene Ontology annotation, cellular component: cytoplasm; ASAP complex; nucleoplasm.